AUGGGAAGUCUUCAGGAGAUGGAGAAGCUGCUGCACGCCAAGGACGAGAAGAUCCGAGAGCUGCAGCGGCUGGUGGAGGAGAAGGAGGAGGUCAUCCAGCAGCUGGUCAGCAAGCUGGACAAGUUCAAGUCCGUCUUGCCACAGACACAGACACCGAUGAUCACCGGACCCCGCAAGCAGCGAGCUCAGGGCAUCAGUGCCGAGCCCCAGGCCAUGAGGUCUCUGCAGGAGAUGUCGGGACAGAAGUUCCGACAGUAUGCCAAGUCCGAAAGUUCCAAAGAACUGAUUCGUCAGGCGAUUUUGGACAACGAUUUCAUGAAGAACUUGGACAUGGGGCAGAUACGCGAAAUCGUCGACUGCAUGUAUCCAGUGGAGAACCAAGCAGGCUCCAUCAUCAUCAAAGAAGGCGAUGUGGGCUCGCUCGUCUAUGUCAUGGAAGAGGGUAAAGUGGAAGUCAGCAAAGAAGGCCAAAAGCUGUGCACGAUGGGAGCAGGCAAAGUGUUUGGAGAGCUCGCCAUCUUGUACAACUGCACGAGGACCGCGACUGUCAAAGCUCUGACAAACUGUAGACUGUGGGCAAUAGACCGGCCAUGCUUCCAGAGCAUCAUGAUGCGGACAGGACUACUGCGACACUCCGAACACAUGGACUUCCUCAGAAGCGUGCCAACAUUCCAAGGUCUUCCAGAAGAAACGCUAAGUAAAAUUGCGGACGUAUUGGAAGAGGCUCAUUAUAACAACGGAGAGUACAUCAUCAGGCAAGGGGCAAGAGGAGACACUUUCUACAUCAUCGCUAAAGGAAAGGUGAAGGUAACGAAACGAAACUCCAAGACCCAGGACGAGCAGGUCAUACGAUGCUUAACGAAAGGCGAUUUUUUUGGCGAGCGAGCAUUGCAAGGAGAAGAUGUUAGGACAGCGAACAUCAUCGCCGCCGAUUCCAAGGGUGUAGACUGUCUGGUGAUUGACAGGGACUCGUACCUGCAGCUGAUCAGCACUCUUGACAACCUGAAACAAAUUUACGAAGACGAAGAAGAAGACGCCAGUGUUGACUCUGAAUACACGAAGCUGAAACGGGAUCUCAGCAUGGUCGCCACACUUGGAGUGGGAGGUUUUGGCAGAGUGGAGCUGGUGCAAGUAAACAGCGAUGCAAGCAAGACAUACGCCCUGAAGAUUCUGAAGAAACAUCACAUUGUGGAGACGAGGCAGCAAGAACACAUCAUGAACGAAAAGACGAUCAUGAUAGAAUCGCGCUGUGAUUUCAUCGUCAGGUUGUACAAGACGUUUAAAGACAGAAAAUAUCUGUACAUGCUCUUAGAGGCUUGUCUGGGAGGAGAACUCUGGACUGUUCUCAGAGACAAAGGCUCCUUCGACGACCAGACGACAAGAUUUUACACGGCCUGUGUGGUUGAAGCCUUUGUCUACCUGCAUAGUCGGGGCAUUGUCUACAGGGACCUGAAGCCAGAGAACCUACUGCUGGACAGUGCUGGCUAUGUCAAACUGGUGGACUUUGGGUUCGCCAAGAAAGUAGGCCAUGGCAGAAAGACGUGGACAUUCUGUGGAACUCCAGAGUAUGUGGCCCCUGAAAUUAUACUCAACAAAGGUCAUGACAUUUCGGCAGACUAUUGGUCACUGGGCAUCCUGAUGUUUGAAUUACUGACUGGAAGCCCUCCAUUUGCUGGGACUGACCCUAUGAAGACCUACAAUCUGAUCCUGAAGGGGAUAGACGCUGUUGAUUUUCCUCGGAAGAUAACCAAGAACGCCCAAAGCCUUAUCAAGAAACUUUGCAGAGAUAAUCCCAUGGAGAGAUUAGGAUAUGGACGUGGUGGUAUACGUGAAAUACAAAAGCAUACAUGGUUUGAGAGCUUCAACUGGGAUGGACUGCGCACAAAGACACUCAAAGCUCCAAUAAUCCCAAAUGUGAAAUCUUCUGCAGACACAUCAAAUUUUGAUGAUUAUCCAGAUGAAGAGGAAAACCCUCCUCCCGAUGAUCUUACAGGCUGGGAUAAAGACUUUUAACAACGACAGUGUCAUGUACAGGUGUACAUUACCUCAAAAAGAAACAUUAUUAAAUGUGGUUUCAGAUGUGCAUCAUAUUUCUUUUAUUUUAAUUUAAUUUUCGGUGGGGAAUGAACAUGGCGGUCACCUCUUUCAUUUCAACCUUAAUAAUCACUGAUCGUUUAUGCAGUCCACAUGCAAAACUUGAAAGCAAGAAAGGAGCAUGUUAGAAUGCAUUUAUUAUUGAAAUGAUGCUUCGAUGUGUUGUUAUUAUUUUGCAUUGUUUUCUAGUGCUAACAUAUAAAUUAAAACAUGCAAGAUAUGCGCACUUAUUUUGCAUCCACUGAUGCAGAUUUUACGUGCAAAAGAAUUUUUUUUAUGCUCAGAUGGCAGGCUUUAAGAAGUAUGUUUGUGAAAAGUAACUCCACUUGUCAUGGCAGAACUGACACAAAAUUUGUGCUUAAUACAUAAUGUACCCAGUGAUAUGGGAAAGUGAUAUGGCACUUGUACCUUAACAGCCUGAAAUGUCUGUAUAUAUUAAUCUUUUUAAGGAUGUGUUUGACAUAGCUGGUCCUGGCAUGAUCUUUUAAAGGAAUUAUUGUGUAUGUUUUCAUUUCGUUCAUUAUUUGAAGACAUUUGUUUGUUAUCCUGAAUAUUAUUUUAUCAUAAAUGUUCCAUCGCUGCAUCUAGCAUAUGUUCUCUUUCGAUAUCUUUAUAAACUAGUUGUUGACAAGAUAGCUAUGUGCAGAUUUAUGUGAGGAAAGACUUGCAAAAGGCAAAUAAAAUACCCUGUGAACAUGAUUUUUUUUUCCAUAAAAAUCAUCCACAUCUAGCACUCUAGACAUUGCAUUUUGAUGUAGCUAUCUGUUUUAAACGUGCUCUUGAUAUUUGGUUUUGUGGUUAGUUUGUAAAUAUUUAUAUCAUCCUUCUGCAACCUUUGCAGAUUCGUUACCUCAGGAAUCUUUCAUGUGCAUUCACAUGUUCUCAAAUCAUUAUUAUUGCCAUGAUGCUCAGCUUACCAUUUUCUACUUAGACUGCCACAUUCAUUUCCUGACAUUUUUUAUUCAAAUUUCCCAAACAUCAAACACAAACAAAUCAGCAUCAGCAUGCUUCUACCUUUUUUUAACACUCAGUAUUGUGCAGCAUCAGAGUUCCAAAGAGUUUGGUUCUACUUUCAAAUGAUGAAAUAAUUAACUUAUGGGAAGAAGUAUGUCUGCCCUGCAUCUACAGCAAAAGUUUGUUACUACUUUUUCUCUCGUUGAACUAUGCUUACCAUGAAUACUAUUAAAGCUGUUAGACUCCCCUAUUUAUUACACAAAUUAUUUUUUCAAAAUGUAUACAGCAGAAAAUUAUCAGGCUGUAUUCAUUUUACUUUAUGUGCCACAAUUUAUUUGUUCAUUUUUUUUUUGACAAAGCUACAAAAUUCUCUUGAGCUGCUCUUUAGUAAAAUGGAUUUUGUAAAAAUCUACAGUCUAAGACACAGACUUUAAUGUUUUUAAAAACAUAACUGUUGGGGUGGUCCCUAUGGGAUUAAUAGUUUUAAUACUGUUUUUAACUGUUUUUCAUGAACAUUUAAGAAGAAAUUCUUUUUGUAAAAAUUAUUUUUAUUUAAAUUACCAAAAUUUGGUAUGAUAGGAUAAUUAUAAGGAUAAAUAAAUAACAUUUUAAAGUACUGAAUGUUCCAUUCAUUUUUGACAAUCAAAAUCUUUACAUGACUUUUUCCUCACCGAAUAGAACCACUUUGCUCUGCUGAGUUUUAUCUUUCAUUGAUUCUGCUAGUAUACACGUCAAAAGUCUCGUCAAGUGAUAUUAUUAUUAUCACAAAAAUGAAUUUAGUUCCUAAAAUGACUCAUCAAAGAUUUGUCAGUUUAUGCAGAAGCUUACAAAGAAAAUUUCCUGAUUUGUGUUACUUUAUAAUCUUUAUUGAAGGAUAUGUUCUUUCUUCAUAGUUAGUAGAUUUGCCUACAAAUUUAGAUUAAUAAAAAAUAUCUGAUGAUGUGCUAAUGAAGUCAUAUCAAAUUUAUUGCUGAGAUUUUUUUUCCUUUGUGUUUUAUGUUUUUUGAUACAUUUGCUUAUCAAGCGAUGGCUGAUUAGAAUUUGCUUGUACGUUGCACAAAAUAAAGAGUCAAAGUUUUGUGCAAGCUGGAAAGUGAAUCAACUUAUAUUAGACAUUUAGGUGACUGGCCACAAUAGGCCAGCUGCCGAUGAGGUAAAAAAAUUUGCCUAUUGUAGACAUAUCAUUUGUUAUUGUUGCUGUAUUGUGACAGUCCUCAAGUGAUCAUGUAUAUAUGAGGGUACUGCAUGGCUGCCACUACUGACUUUGAGAUUGUAGAUAAUUGUGUUCUAAAAGUUUGUUAUAGUUGUUGAUCAUUCAAACUGUUAUGAGUUUAAUUUUGUGCAAGUUUCAAGACUGGGAAGCAUUCAUGAAUGUAGAUUUGUGUUGCAUUGAGAGUGGACUAAAAGGCAAAUAUCUAUUUUGAACAGUUUAGUUUGGGAAAAUACUUCAACAGUUAUUUUUAUUGUUAUAUGUGUUAUGAAAGUUGCCACAUCCAUCCAUUGAUCUUUGGGGGACUCCAAAUACACUUUCAUUUGUCAACAAUAUUUUUAAGGUAUACAUUAGAUCAUUCGCUUACUUUGUCACAGAAUAAUAUUUUUUCAGUUCUAUGUGGAACUUCAGAUCUUGCUUAUGAAUAGUUUAUAUUGAUCAUUGUCAUACAUAACCUGAUUUCUCAAUACUUCCCUUACAUAAGAGGAAAGCAAACCAAAAUCUUUUGGCUCAGUACCUGUUUUCUUCCUUCUAAUUUAUCACAGCUCACAACCACUGGACUGUAUUAAAAUGUCUUUUGACUAAACUGUGAAGAGAAAGGUAGCUAAUAUAUCCGUAACAGUUUUACUGAAUGGUAGUAAUUUAUAGCCAAAAAACAGUUAUGUUAGUUCUGACAGUCACUUUCAUUCUGUUUUAUCGUCAUGAGGAGUUUUAGGUAUCGGAAAUAUAUUUUAGUGAUGUGUUACCUCAUCUGGAUAUAAUACUGACAUCUAAGCCUGUAUUUUUACCUAGCUUUAGUAGAUGAUAAACAUUAUUUAGGCAUUAUAGUCUCAGUAUGAAACCAAGAAAAUUGCAUUUGUGUAACAUCACUUUUAUUUUCUCAUGUACAUUUUAGAUAAGUCUUUGAAUGUGAUUUCAUUGUGUAGUUGCUGCUGUGGUUUUAUAAGCUUUUUUAAAUAUGUGCACUACCUUGCCUUAAAAUGUUUUUUAAAAUUGAUGGGAGGGUUAUCAUUACAGACAUGAAGGAUAUAUUCUUUGAAGGUUCUGAUGUCAGAUAUCUCCUAAUAUUUAAAACAUACUAGAUCUGCAAGUAAUAUAUCCCACUGACUUUGCUAUGACAUUGGCUAUUGCUAUUCUUGUUAAAACAAAAUAAUGCUUGUGAAAAUCUAUAAUAUGUAAAAAAAAAAUGCCAGUUUAAAGAUUCGUGAACCAGUCGCUCAGAGUGCUGGAGCUGAUGAUGAAAGGGGAAGACACCAUAGAAUGGUUGAUAGGUUUUAGUCAUAUUAUCUCCCACUGCUUGCCCAGCAACACUAGGUACCUGAUUUAUUAGGAAAGUUAAAAGGUAGUGGAGCUCCAUCUUCCACAUGCCAUGGUCUGGACAAGGAAAACCACUUACAGUUAACUGCUUACAAUUACCCUUUAUGAUGUGCUAUUUUUGGCAUUUGCCAUUUUAACACCUUUGAGGCUUAUUCAUUCUCAAAUGGCCAAGUUUUGUUCAUUUUAAGAUAGUAAGUCCCAAAAUCUCUGCAGAGAACAGUUUUCCCAUUAUCAAGAUCAACACUUUUGAACAUCUAAUUCUUGCCUGCACUUAGGUCAGAACUUUAUUUUCCAUUCUAUAACACAAGUAGCUUGUUAUCUGAAAAUAAUUUAACUGACCUAAUCUUGUGUUCAUAUAUUCAUAAAAGCAUCUUCAGUGUUGUUAUAACACUGAUAGUUAAGUGACCAUUCUUCCACACAUACCGCAUGCAGCAGUAACUGGAUUGAAUUGUAAUUUGCCUGGAAGUAUGCUAUGGCUUAUGCAUAAUCAUUAAUGUUCCGCACAACGUCCGUUUCUGAAUACUGAAUGAUGUCCUGGCAAAAAGGAUUGUAUGUGAUGUUUACUUGCAAAGUGCAGUUGAGAAAAGGGUAUUCUAAACACUUAAGGUGCCUUUGUGAGAAUUUCCAUUCAUGCAGAAAAUGGAAUAUAAAAAAAAAAGAAUAGUCCAACCUGGCCUAGUCUUGUUUUUUAAUUCAAAAGAGUUUGAGGCAUGUGUAAUGCAAUGGUAUAUUACAUAUAGCAAUAAUUUAUUUUUGUAGAACUUGACCAUGUGAUUGCUCUUGUUUACCUGCUUGUGAGCACACACAUGAGCAUACUGCACACUAAAAAUGUGAAGACAUUACACGCAAGGUAAAAAAAAUGGCAUUAAACUGUUUUUUCAGUAUGAAUUUUUACUGUGUAAAUGAGCAUGCCUUUGGGUAUGUGUACAAUGUCUUUUAAGAAUUCUUUUUCCCUAGCAUGCAAAUGUUUUGCAAUCACAAUUUUAUUGGUACAAAAAUGUAUUAUGCAAGCAUGAUAUCUGCCUCUAAGAAAGAUAUAUGAACUUUA
Messenger RNA from Pomacea canaliculata, 6623 nucleotides. Its product is annotated as cGMP-dependent protein kinase 1-like. The record is from RefSeq and is a predicted model, not a curated record. NCBI's taxonomy places the organism in Eukaryota, Metazoa, Mollusca, Gastropoda, Architaenioglossa, Ampullariidae. Gene Ontology annotation, molecular function: ATP binding; cGMP-dependent protein kinase activity. Gene Ontology annotation, biological process: protein phosphorylation.